AUGUGGAUUAUCUCAUUCUGGGUGUUUCCGGUCAUCUCGGCCUGCAUGUGGGUUGCGAUGUUGAUUGCCAUGCUCGUGACAUGGGUCAGAGAUGGCAAACCCAUCUACCCAUGUAUGCGUAAUGCCGAUGGCUCCACGGAUGGUCAGACCGUUGCAUACAUCUCCGACGUGGGUGCCUAUGGUGCACAGCCCCUGUUCAUCACUGGUAGUGUGAUCACCGUCGUCUUCCUAGAUCUGGCCUUAUUGGCGGAGCGCUGGCUGCGACACUCAGGCCAACUGGUUCCAAACAAGGGAUGGUUUGACAAGAUCUGUUCAAUCCUCUCUAUCUUCUUUGCCGUGGCUGGUGCUCUUGGUCUCAUCCUCUUGUCUAUUUUCGACACGGCUGAUUACCCGAACUUGCACGAUGGAUUCCUAGUCAUGUUCAUUGUGGGAUAUCUGAUCAGUGCAAUCCUGAUCUGUGCCGAGUAUUUACAUAUGGGACUCUUCUACCGGUCCCAGCACCGCAUUCUCAUGGUCAGCUUUGUAAUCAAGCUGAGCUUUGUGAUUAUUGAGAUUGCCCUUGCCAUCGCAUUCGGUAUUUGUAUGAAGAGUAGCGAUCGUGCGAAGAAGAACCCCGGUGCCAUCAUUGAAUGGGUGAUUGCCUUCGUCUUCACUGGUUAUAUUCUUUCGUUCGUCAUUGAUCUGCUGCCCUCGGUCCGCACUCGGAGACACCUGCCUCAGGGUGAGAAGCGGUCUACCAUGUCGCAGUCUCACACCGAUGAUGAUGUGCCGCAGGCCUCUUUGGAAGAGCCUUUGACCGUUGACUCAGCCCACUAUUACCGCGGUCAGCGCGUCUAG
Penicillium longicatenatum is the source of this 837-nucleotide messenger RNA. Its product is annotated as Frag1/DRAM/Sfk1 family protein. Lineage: Eukaryota; Fungi; Ascomycota; Eurotiomycetes; Eurotiales; Aspergillaceae. The record is from RefSeq and is a predicted model, not a curated record. Gene Ontology annotation, cellular component: plasma membrane. The transcript has 4 exons. The coding region runs from base 1 to 837 and encodes 278 amino acids.